UCCCCAAAUACUCCCCCACCCCCUCCUUCGCUCUCUCUCUCUCCAAAAAUCCAUUUUCUCCCUCUAGAUCAAACACUCAUGGCGAAGCGCUCUUCCUCACCCCUCUGGUUCUCUCCUCUCUCAUCCCUGCUCCUUCCCAGAGGCGACACGCUCUGGUACAUCAUUGCUCUAUUCUCCAUUUUGUCACUCCUCAUCCACCACCUCUCUAUCUCAUCCGUCGCUGCCGACUCACACUUCGAAGGCUUCGACGCCGAAGACGACGAAACCCUAGAAGACGACUCGCUCCGACUCACCGAUCUCCCAAUCCGAUCUUCACCGCCUCCAACCCUAACUCAGUCUGAACCCGAAUCCCACCAUGGCCCUCCUGAUCCAAACCCACCCACGACCGAUGAUUCAUCUCAGCCGGCCGAUCUUUCUCCGAAACCCUCAUCGACCUCCUUCGAUUACUGGGACGAAGACGAAUUCGAAGGCCUCCCUGUAGAAGCAACCCCAGAAGCCACAAAAGUAACCGAAACUGCAACUCCUGCGGGUCCUGGUACUGAUUCAGAAGCAAGUCCGCAGCCGAAGAAUGUUGUUGUUGUUCCCCGAUCGUACACAGUUGAGAUAGUCUGCGUCUCGUUCUUGAUUAUGUUUACAAUCAAUUACUUUAUGGGCAAGAGAGAGAAUGAGAACAUUGCUUUGGCUUGGGCUGCAAAAUUUGCGACCAAAGACUCCGUUUUUGAGAAAAAUUUCAGUCUGUUGGGGGUUGGCGAUGGUGAUGACUCGCCGUUGCUGUUGAAAGAAGGAACGAAUGUAUUCAAGUUUUAUGCAAGUGGGCGGCGGUUUUGUCAGGGGUUGUUGGCAACUAUGGAACUUCAGAGUCGGCACGAUUUGCUAUCGAGAUUGUACAAUAUGGUUGUGAGGUGUAGGGAUGAGAUGACAUUUGAGGUUUAUAUGAAUGAUGAUGCAAUGGAUCAGGUGGUUUUUGCUUUGGCAAAGAAGAAGGCGGCGAAAACGAUGCAGAAAGAGAUAAGGGAUCUUCAGAGGUUUGCUAGUUUGGUAUCCCCACCAAGUAAUAGGAAGUGGGUCACAGAGGAUUUGGCUGUUAUUUCAGAAUCGAAGGAGGUGGCCGGAGAUUUAAUAACUGAGGCAGUGCUUGAUCAGGUCUUUGGUGACAAAGCUUUUGAGAAAUUUGGAAAGGGUUUCAUCUCAAUGCAUUUCUCUGAUCAACACUUGAGCACCCAAAAGAAGGUUUUGAUGUUCAAGUUUGCUCUCCCUGAUGCCGAUCAUAUGGCUGACAUGACCCGGUUGGUGGCUCUGGUUCCCUAUUACAUUGAUUUAAUUGGGCGAUACAAGCUCAGUUCACAGGCUCGAUCAAAAACUGAAGCAGCGAGAUUGAAGAUUGCCCAGGAGUUGCACAAAGAAUAUCAAAGGGAUAGGCAAGAAGCCAUGCAGAAAAGAAAGGCAGAACGGAGAAAAAUGGUGGAGGAGGCCGAGGCAAAGCUCAGUGCAGAGUCUAUUCGCAAAAAAGAGGCAAAAGAGCGUGCUCGCCAGAUGAAGAAGUCGAUGCCAAAAGUGAAGAUGAGCCGUGCUUAGUUCUGAAAUAGCACUUGCGCGUUGUAACUCAGUCCACAAUAUCCGGUUGGGUUCCCUUUCCUUCCAAGAUGAUUGUGGAUUUUCCUGUGUACUUUUAUUUGUUUGCAGUAGUUGACAUUACCACAACUUUCUGGCUUUUGAAUUCAGUCCACAAUUUCCAGUCGGGUUCGCUUUCCUUCCAAGAUGAUUGUGGAUUUUGCCCACUGUGUACUUUAUUUGUCCCAAUAGUUAGUGUUUUACAUUAGCACAACUUUGUGGUUUUUGAAUGUAGUCAUUUACUGUAAUUUUAAUGACAUCAUUGAAUAUCUUUGUCAAAACUAAUGUGGCAAUUAAGGUAACAAUUGUUGGCUGUUUUCAUUUUUUCUGCCAAAAUUUGUUAUUGCUUAUGUAAAACUCUUUUGACUCUAAACUGAGAAACUGUUUUCUAUUAUUAUCUUA
Messenger RNA from Cornus florida, 2013 nucleotides. RefSeq lists its product as uncharacterized. NCBI's taxonomy places the organism in Eukaryota, Viridiplantae, Streptophyta, Magnoliopsida, Cornales, Cornaceae. The record is from RefSeq and is a predicted model, not a curated record. The transcript has 3 exons. Gene Ontology annotation, molecular function: calcium ion binding. The coding region runs from base 79 to 1575 and encodes 498 amino acids. Gene Ontology annotation, cellular component: endoplasmic reticulum. Gene Ontology annotation, biological process: endoplasmic reticulum calcium ion homeostasis.